AUGGAAAUAUCGAACCUAACAAGUAUCCACCCAGACUACUUCCUCCUGAUGGGAAUCCCUGGCCUGGAGGAAUCUCCUCUCCUGCUCUCCAUCCCAUUUUUUGUCAUGUAUGUCAUGUCUCUUCUUGCAAACUCCAUCUUGAUCUUGGUCAUUGGAUUAAACAAGACCCUCCAGCAGCCCAUGUACCUGUUCAUGAUGAUGCUGGCCAUCUGUGACAUCCUCCUGGGCUCCACCACCGUACCCAAGACUCUUAGCAUCUUCUGGUUUAAUUGUCAGAAAAUUUCCUUUACUGGUUGUCUUGUCCAAACAUUCUUCAUUCAUUUCAGCUUUGGCACAGAAUCCGCCAUCUUGUUGAGCAUGGCCUAUGACCGAUUCUGUGCCAUUUGCCGCCCAUUAACUUACUCAUCAAAUCUUACAAGCUUAUUAAUAAUGAAGCUGUUGGUCUUCACCCUCUCCCGCAGUGUUUUUAUGGUCACUCCUUUUGUCUUCCUCCUUGACAGGCUUCCAUACCAAAACAGCAUUGUAAUAGAGCACACGUACUGUGAGCACAUGUCUAUGGCCAGGUUGGCUACUGCCGAUAUACUGGUUAAUGUGGUGUAUGGACUCAUCAUAGCAGCAUGUGCAACCGGUGUAGACAUGAUUCUUAUUGUCUUGUCUUACAUUGUGAUUAUCAGGGCAGUUCUAAGACUGCGAUCCUCAGAAGCUCGUCACAAAGCCUUCAACACAUGUGUGUCUCAUGUCUGUGUCAUCAUCCUCUUCUACACUCCAGCCUUCUUUUCAUUCAUUGCCCAUAGAGUUGGCCAUAAAUAUGUUACUCUUCAGGUUCACAUCCUGGUGGCAAAUCUCUAUGUCCUUGUCCCACCCAUGAUGAACCCAAUCAUCUAUGGGGUCAGGACAAGGGAAAUCAGACAGUGUGUCUUUGCUAUGUUUUGUAGCAUGAAAGCUAGAGACCUCCACAGAUUUUGGGGAAAAUAG
Messenger RNA from Bufo gargarizans (Asiatic toad), 975 nucleotides. Its product is annotated as olfactory receptor 52D1-like. The coding region runs from base 1 to 975 and encodes 324 amino acids. Gene Ontology annotation, cellular component: membrane. Gene Ontology annotation, molecular function: G protein-coupled receptor activity; olfactory receptor activity. NCBI's taxonomy places the organism in Eukaryota, Metazoa, Chordata, Amphibia, Anura, Bufonidae. The record is from RefSeq and is a predicted model, not a curated record. The transcript has a single exon. Gene Ontology annotation, biological process: G protein-coupled receptor signaling pathway.